This is a messenger RNA of Nicotiana attenuata, 1028 nucleotides long. Its product is annotated as LIM domain-containing protein PLIM2c. Gene Ontology annotation, molecular function: actin filament binding. Lineage: Eukaryota; Viridiplantae; Streptophyta; Magnoliopsida; Solanales; Solanaceae. Gene Ontology annotation, biological process: actin filament bundle assembly. The coding region runs from base 168 to 821 and encodes 217 amino acids. The transcript has 5 exons. Gene Ontology annotation, cellular component: actin cytoskeleton; plasma membrane. The record is from RefSeq and is a predicted model, not a curated record.
CAUUAUCGGUCAGGACAAUUUAUUUGUUUGUUUGUUUAAUGUCAAUGAUCAAGAAAGUUAAAUAUAAGAAGGAAAGAUAGGAUUAUUGAAGUUUUUUUCACAUUGAAAAAGGUUACUCCUAUAUUGAGAAGAAUAAAAGAAGAGAAAUAAGAAUAAAGGCAAAGGAAAUGGCUUUCACAGGUACAUUGGAUAAAUGCAAAGCUUGUGAUAAGACAGUUUAUUUUGUUGAUUUAUUGUCUGCUGAUGGAGCUACUUUUCAUAAGUCUUGCUUCAAAUGUAGCCAUUGCAAAGGCACUCUUGUGAUGAGCAACUACUCCUCAAUGGAUGGAGUCCUCUAUUGCAAGCCACAUUUCGAACAACUUUUUAAGGAAUCUGGAAAUUUUAGCAAGAACUUUCAGACUGCAUCCAAACCUGAGAGGGAAAAUUCUUUGACAAAGGCUCCAAGCAAACUCUCAGCCUUGUUCUCUGGAACUCAAGACAAAUGUGCUGCUUGCAACAAAACUGUUUACCCUCUCGAAAAGGUAACAAUGGAGGGAGAAGCAUUCCACAAAUCAUGCUUCAAGUGUGCACAUGGAGGUUGUCCAUUAACUCAUGCAACAUAUGCUUCACUUGAUGGAGUCCUCUACUGCAAACACCAUUUUGCUCAACUUUUCAUGGAGAAAGGAAAUUACCAACAUGUCCUCAAGGCUGCUAAUAACAAGAAGAAUAGUGCUGAAAAGGCAGAUGAAGAGCAAGAGCCAACUGAAAAGGCAGAAGAUGAGCAGCCACAAGACAAGGAGCCUGAUGAUAAUGAGCAACCACCAAUUAUAGAGGAAUUCUGAUCACUUAAAAUUUUAUAUACUAUUGAUUUCUUUAACCUAAAAUAUUUGUGUUUCUUAUAAGUUUGAAAAGAUUUUCUCAUUUAAAUUCUUGUCUUGAUUUUUUUUAUUUCAUUUUUUCCCCCUUCCAACUUGGUAUCCAGCUUGUAAACAUGUUUGAGAGGUUAUUCAUUUUGACAAUACAAUAAUUUGUUAGAUAAUCUUUUUAUU